Messenger RNA from Hevea brasiliensis (rubber tree), 766 nucleotides. Its product is annotated as putative non-specific lipid-transfer protein 14. The record is from RefSeq and is a predicted model, not a curated record. The coding region runs from base 75 to 425 and encodes 116 amino acids. Gene Ontology annotation, biological process: lipid transport. NCBI's taxonomy places the organism in Eukaryota, Viridiplantae, Streptophyta, Magnoliopsida, Malpighiales, Euphorbiaceae. The transcript is spliced from 2 exons. Gene Ontology annotation, molecular function: lipid binding. Gene Ontology annotation, cellular component: membrane.
UCCUUAACCCAAUUAAUUUCCAAGUUUCAACCAUAAAAUAUUUGAAUUGAUAGUCAUAGUAUAAGGUCCCUGAAAUGAGGUUUCAGAAAAUGAAGAUAGGAGUGCUGAUAUUGCUAUCAUGGGCUGCCACAGUGUCAACAGAUGUAGAAUGCGGCACCGUGACGGGGUUGCUCUCAGUUUGCUCAACAUUUAUCAGCUAUGGUUCACCUGACCCACUUCCAGGUUCCCCAUGCUGUAAUGCAAUGAUAAGCCUGAGGUUGAUCGCAGAAUCCGGUGAUAAUAGGAGGUCCGUUUGUAGAUGCUUCAUGGGCCUUAUUGCUGCUUAUAAUCCAUUAGGCACUGCUGUGGCUACUUUGCCUGGCCUUUGUGGAAUUAAUCUGGGCUUCGUUGUUUAUCCUAAUACAGAUUGUACCUCCUUUCAUUGAGUUUGGUUCCAAGGGAAGAAGUUGGAGGAAAUAUGAAUUAGAGAUUGAAUAAGAAGUAUGUCUUCAAGUACUCUUUUUUAAACAAAUUUGAAAAUAACUAAGUUUCCCCACUCCUUGAAGGGGAAAAUAAAUGGUUGGUAUUGCAGAAGGAUUGCUUAGCAUGAUGACUUUGUGUGUUUGUUUACUGAAUAUAAUAAGCAUAUUUUUAGUAUUUCUCUAAUUAACCUGUGUUUCUUAGCUGAAGAAACAAUGAGGAAGGUAUAUUUAGUAAGCUUGUUUAAUUUGUAAGGAAAAGCCAAGUACAGUUUCAUAUGAAUAAAAUGAUAGAUUUGUUCCUAAAA